CUUUUUCUGCACGCCCCCCCUCUCCCCCCCGAAGCGUGAGAGGGGGGUUAGCGAAGAGGCGGAGUGGAAGGUGGAUGGGCACAGUGGGAGGGGGAGAGGGAAGGGGAAGGAGCGCGGGAGGAGCAGAGGAGAGGGGAGGACAGGGGAGGAGAGAGAGAGGGGAGGUUAGGGCGCGUCCGAUACCGCCCAAAGCCUCCCCCCCCACCACACACCCCUCUCUAUUUAAGCGCCUUUGGAUUCGCGGCAUCUGGCGGAGUGAGCGCGCGGGCGAAAUCGCGUCCCCACCUGCACACGGAUCCGCGCGGAGCUGCUACACACCUGCACACCUGCACGCGACUAACACCUCCUGCGCGCAUCCUUACGCCCGCAUUCACCUUGCACACCGCCUGGAGCCACGCGCACCUCUACCAACGCGCACGCGCCACCGUUCAUAGAUUUUGAUACACCUGUCACGUCACUCAUUCUGUCUCCGCUACAUAUCACCGCAGCGUGUGCGUGCAUCUCUGUAUCUCGCUCUGUACAUCAUCUCUGAUAUCUCCGAGAUAUAUUGAUAUUAUAAUCUUUAUAUCGGCUGGCUAACUCUCUCUCUCUCUCUCGCUCCUUCCUCUCAUCUCCUCUCUCAUCUUGCGCUGCCCCCUUCCAUCUCUCUGUCUCUCUCUCUCUCUCCAUCUUUCAUAAUUUCAUCUACUUGCCGUCUCUAUCUCAUCCUAUAUCCGUUGAUCCAUAUCCCAUAUACGCCACCCGGCUCAUCUCCCUGUGUUUCCCCUCAUCUCUACCCCCUUUUUACCACUCAAAUCUUCAUCGCGUCUCAUCCUCUCACCUUUAUUUUCCCAUCUCCUAUUUCUUUCAUCUCUCUCUCUCUUCCUCGGCCAUCUCCCUCUGACUCAACAUUAUUAUAUCGCCGUCACUACUAAUAUCUCUCUCCCUCUAAUCCCCAUCUGUGCUGUAAUCUCUCACGUAGCCUCUCUCAUCUCCUCUGCCCUCUACUCCUCUCAAUCCCUCCCCUAUUCUAGUGUCCUCUCAUCUCCAUUUCUCUUCACAAUCUCCCAUCUCUCUCUCUACUUCAGUCUCUUUCGACUACCUCUAAUCUGUCACCUCCACCUGCCCCUCCAUUUCCUUGCAUCCCAUCAUCUCCUGUCUCCUCUUUCUCAACAUCUCCUAACCUGCUCCUCUUCCUCUCUCCAUCUAAAUCCAUCGCCGAACCUCCUCACCCCCCCCCCCACCCCCCUGCGUCACCCCCAUGGGAGGUCAUCCCCGUGUCCCGCGCAUCGCGGGCCCCUCCCGGGUCCUGCUCUGCCUCGUCUCUCUUGGGGUCACGGCGACCAUGGGACCGGGGGACAGCCCAGGGGUGGCUUCCAAGGUCGCGUCGAGGGCAGCUGACCCCGCGCGCGUCCAUCCUCAGCCUCAGCAGCAACCGCAGCGCUUCGUGUGCACCGCCAUGCCCGUGGAGAUGGACAACAUCCCUUGUGCUGCUCCAACAUCCUGGAUGGUCUCCAACAUUGGUACCUCCUCCCCGCCAUCAUCGUCAUCAUCAUCAUCAUCGUCGUCAUCAUCCGCCAUCGGCUCGCACCUCCGCGAGGUCGUGAGACAGCACAAGGAGACCAUCUCUCGCCAGCGGGAAGCCAUCAAGGAGCUCACGACCAAGUUGAGUCGCUGCGAGUCCGGAGGCCACAGGGGAUCGGCGGGACUGCGCAAGGGCCAGCAGCAGCAGCAGCAGCAGGAGGAGGAGGCGACGGGGUUGGCGGGCAGCAGGCACGCGGAGCUUGAGGGAGCUGCGGGGAUGAGGAAUACCAUGGGAGACCCUCCGCGAGAUUCGACCGAGAUGUUGGAGGAGCUGGGGAAGACCACACAGGCGCUCAAGGACAGGCUGGAGCACCUGGAGACGCACGCGGCGCCGGGCCGCACCGAUUGGGCGACGGCCGCGCGCGACGCCGUGCGCGAGCUGCUGGAGUCGCGCGCGCUCGAGCUCACGGGGAACCGCACUGCGCAUGCGCGGAUCGACAAAGCCCUCGGGGAGCUGAGACACCGGAUUGCCGGCAUCGAGAAGGGUGUCGACGUUGACGCGGCUGUGCCACCACCGCCGCCGUCGGACGCCUUCAAGGUGUCGUUCCCGCUGCGCACCGACUACAUGGUGGCUCGGGCCGCCGCCUCGCUGCCCGAGAUGCACGCGUUCAGCGCGAGCCUCUGGCUGCGCUCCUCGGCGUCGGGCGGCGUGGGCACGCCGCUCUCGUACGCCGUGCCGCGCCAGUCCAACGAAAUCGUGCUUAUGGAGUGGGGCCACAAUCCCGUGGAGCUGCUCGUCAACGACAAGAUGGCUCAGCUACCGCUGUCACUGAACGACGGGCGGUGGCACCACGUGGUGGUGACCUGGACGUCGCGGGACGGGGUGUGGGAGGCGUUCCAGGACGGCGCCCUGCGUGGCACGGGCGACGCCCUGGCGCCGUGGCACCCCAUCACGCCCGGCGGGGUCCUCGUGCUGGGCCAGGAGCAGGACAAGGUGGGCGGUCGCUUCGACGCGAUGCAGGCCUUUGUCGGCGAGUUGGCCGACCUACAGAUCUGGAACCGCGUCCUCUCGGCCUCCGAGGUGGCCUCCCUGGCCGGCUGCUCCGGCGACCUACGCGGGAACGUCCUGGCCUGGAGCCACGAGUCCAUCGAGGUCCAGGGCGGCGCCACCAAGUGGCCGCUCGAGACGUGUGGCGAGAGGAUCAACUCGUGAUGGCGGUGGCCCGUCGUCGAGAUCGUCGUCAUCGUCGUUGUCGUCAUCGUCGCCAUCGAGAUCGUCGUCGUCAUCAACGUUGUCGUCGAGAUCAUCAUCAUCAUCGUCGUCGUCGAGAUCGUCGUCGUCAUC
Molecule: messenger RNA, 2848 nt
Organism: Petromyzon marinus (sea lamprey)
Lineage: Eukaryota; Metazoa; Chordata; Hyperoartia; Petromyzontiformes; Petromyzontidae
Product: neuronal pentraxin-2-like
Source: RefSeq, a predicted model, not a curated record